Molecule: messenger RNA, 1131 nt
Organism: Ostreobium quekettii
Lineage: Eukaryota; Viridiplantae; Chlorophyta; Ulvophyceae; Bryopsidales; Ostreobiaceae
Source: the annotation of a GenBank genome assembly
AUGGACGCAGAGUCCAGCUUGGACUCCCUGGAGUUGGGCCCCGCCGUGGCCACGGGCGGCGGUGAUCCUCUGGACCGGAGGCCCGACGCGCAGCUUCAGGAGCAAGACACGCCCACACUGCGAGAAGAUUUGGCGGCUGCGGCGCGAGAGAACACUACAAAAGGGGGCCCCCGGGCCCAUGGGGUCAAUGGGUUUGAGUUCGGGCAGGGCUUCGUGAAGGGCAACGUGGUGCUGUCGGUAGAGACCAGCGGCGCUGGUCAACGCGAGGGCGAAGAGUCAAUGUCAUGUUGCGGGGGAAGAGGCGAGGGCAGCGGGGACAGAUCGACCCGGAAAGGAGAUGCUGCUUUUGCGAAGCGCGGCGGAGGAGUGGGUGCGGGGCAACGCUUCAGGGGAGGGGAUUGUGGUGAUUGUGAGGGCUUUGGCGGCUCCACCGGUGUUGGGGAUGUUGGAGAGGCCAAAGUCGCACAUGGCGGCCAUGUUUCGAGGCUGCGCCAGUAUUUUGAGAGCGCACUGGGCGGCGGGGGCGAGGAGGGUAGGGUGGGAGAGGCUGCAGCUUCGCCGCGCGUGCCCACGGUGGAUUCGGUGGGAGAGGCUGCAAAGGCGGGCUGCCCUGAAGCUGAUGACGCAGCCACGGGUCGGAGGGCUGCGCCAGUUUGUGGUCAGCCGGGACGCCCACGUGGCAGCCAGGACGCGAACGCGACUGAGAGACAUGCGGGCCGUCUCGCACCACCUCAGGCUGUCUUCGAAAAUUCGAGCGAGGAACGCGCUUCGAAUGUGGAACGCGAUCCCGCCUGGUCGGAAGAACUCAGCGGCCCGGGAGCGACUCGAGAUGCGGAUGCUGAUUCGUCGCCAUCUGCGGACAACCGCCCAUCCAACAGAUCGUCUGCGUCAGCGCCGCUGGCAGCGAUGUGCAGGCAGGGAAGUGGGCUGCAUGAAGGGGGGUCUCCAAGAGAAGGUGGCAAGUAUGCCGUUGGGGAGGAGACUUGCGAUGCCGCGGAGGUGUGGCGCGUGAUCCUCGCCAUCGAGCACCUCAUCCGCAGAUCCCUGAAGGUCCCCAGCGGGCAGCCGCUGGCGGACUGCGAUCCCAAGAGCCUUUCCAGCGUUCCCGACGAUCUGAUGAGGGCGCUCGAG